GACGGACUGGGUCACAGAGUCGCGAGUCAAAACGUUCUAUCGCCACGUGCUUGCCCUCGGCUCUAGAAAAAAAAUGUUUAAAUCAUUAUUCUCCAACUGAUAAAUAAAUUGAAGAAAAAAAAACUUCAUCUUAAUCGAUGCACAAAUUUUUGGUAAAAGUUCGAUCUACGAUUUAAAAAAUUCAUCUUCCCCAUUCAUCGAGGUGUUAAUUUUUCAAUUUUGUGCGAAUCACAUUCGAAUGAUGCAACUGUUGGUGGUCUGCACAGCUGUUCAAAUGUUUCGUUCGUCAAAUCUGAAUAAAAUGCGCAAUAAUGUUAGAAAAUUAGAUUCUCUCGAUCGUUAUUAGGAUGAGAGAGUAUAAGAUCUGAAAUAAGACGAAAUUGAAGGAGAAUUCGUCCUUGAGGCAAUAACAAAGCGGGGCAAAACGUAAAGCGUCUACUAGGCUCAUCGAUAAAUCAUAAUCGUUCGGUCGAGUCAAUAAGCAGCGGUUCGUUCCCACCGAUUCGAGAUAAGGGCCUGGCUGUCGUUGAACCGGGAAUAACAUUGCAGCGGUGAAAGAAAAUCAUGACGAUCGACGGGAGCGCCGAUUCGAGCGUCGAUUCAAGUGCGAUCAGUCGUUUACGCGAUGACCAAGUUUGCUCGAUGAAAAAUACGGAAAAAAGUUACGAGCCUCCGGCUCCAAAAGGGGGAGAGGAGAAUCAAUUUUUGACCAACGUUCAACAUUCGAAAAUAUCUAUUUUACCAGAAAAAUAUAAAUCCUCUAAAACGAGUCUUCCGCCCGACGAUGACUCCAACGAUUUCGACAGUAAAAAAAAUACCGAUUCACAAGAAAAUUCAGACACCGACGAACAUUCGCCACCUGAUGGAGGAAUUCGCGCCUGGAUGAUCAUGCUCGGCAGCUUUAUGAUCAAUGGCAUUUUGUUUAGCGUUAUUAAUACUUACUCCCUCAUUUACGUUGAAUUACAAAAACGAUUGGAGGAAUCCGGCGAAACUGAAGCUUCUUCCAAAGCCGCUUUGGUCGGCUCGCUGACGAUAGGCACAACUUUUUUUUUGUCCCCCGUCGCGGGAAUAUUGACCGACAAAUUCGGCAUUCAAUUGACUACUUUUUUGGGCGGAGCUUUCGCGUUUGGUGGAAUGUUAUUGGCCUCCCUGUUUUCUCACAAGGUGGAAAUUCUGUACCUGACUUACGGAGUGAUGUACGGAUUCGGGGCGAGUUUGGCUUACACACCGAGUUUGGUUAUCCUCGGGCAUUAUUUCAAGCGAUACCUUGGCCUGGUGAACGGGAUCGUCACAGCUGGAAGUUCAGUUUUUACCAUUAUAAUGCCUUACAUAAUUGAGCCGUUGCUCAAACGUUUUGGUCUCGUGGGUACUCUCAGAAGUUUGGCGAUCCUCACUUCGGUCGUAAUGGCUUGUGCUGUCCUCUUCAAACCCGUGCCUCUUAAAAAAGCCGCUGAAGUUCGACAAAUCGAGGCGAAGAAAGUAGAUUUUUGUUUGAAGCUUAAAGAAGUCGUGAAUGUUUCAAUUUGGAAAAAGAAAAAAUACGUCGUCUGGGCCAGUGCAAUUCCUCUCGCUCUAUUCGGAUAUUUCGUGCCCUACGUUCACAUAGGAAAAUUCGUUGCCAUUACGUUCAAGGAUGCCGAUAAAAAAUUGCCGGUCAUGUGUAUUGGCAUUACUUCCGGUAUUGGACGACUCGUGUUCGGCUACAUCGCUGACUUGCCCCGGGUCAAUAGAAUUUUGCUGCAACAGAUUUCGUUCGUUAGUAUCGGCAUUUUGACAAUGCUGUUACCGGUAACUCCUACUUUCGGUUUAUUGCUCCUGAUUGCCCUUUGUAUGGGCCUUUUCGACGGAUGUUUCAUAUCGCUUUUGGGUCCAAUCGCAUUCGAUAUUUGUGGCCAGAAAGGCGCUACUCAAGCCAUUGGCUUUUUGCUGGGAAUGUGCUCAAUACCAUUGACCGUAGGCCCGCCAAUAGCAGGUCGUCUUUUCGAUCGAACAGGAUCUUACGAAUUGCCUUUCAUACUGGCUGGACUUCCGCCGAUAGUCGGCGCUUUGGCAAUGUUUCUAGUCAGGUGUGUCAAAGACGAGAAAAAAGCGAACGGAGAUCUCCAGGGAAAUCUGCAAAAUGGGGAUGAUGGUGUCGGUGAGAGCAUUAAAUCGUCGGUAAUGGAAAUUGGUGUAUCGGUACAACAGGAAGAAGGACGAGAGCUGGAAAAUUUAUGCAACAAUGGCAACGCUAUAGUGAACGCGUAGGAAUUAGCAGGGAUGAAGAAUGAGAAAAAAACUGGUUGAUAAGAGAAAUUUUACAUAGUCUGUGACAUCAACUGUCAUUUUCUCAAGCUCUCUGAAUUGUUUUAUUACUUGAACUCCCACCGUUUUUCCUACGCUCAAGUUUGGAACACGCGGAAUUCAUGAGAAAUUUCGCACAGAUGUUUCGUAAGGUUUUAAAACAUCUCGCAGCCGCGCAACCACAAUUUAGGAACGUUCAAAUAUUGUUAAGCAAAUUUUUAAGUUAUAGUUAAGUUUUAGUUAAGCGAUUUUCUUUAUGAAACGUAGUUUGAUUUUUUUUACAGAUUAAACUUUAGGAUCAAAUAUAGGAGACCUUAGCGUGAUCUCAACUUACGGGUGAAAAUUGGAGUUGAAGAGAAAUUCAUUUUUCUAUAGUUUCAGAUUGAGGUUUCAAUAUUUCGUAUACAAAUUUUCAAACUCAUUUGUUAAACUUGAUAUUCAGUUGAAUUGAGAAUAACUCAAGUUUGAUAGAUGAACCAUGUUUAAACGUCGUUUUAUUUACGUUUACAAGCAUUUAUCAGCUUUUUUUGAAGUAUACGUUUUUACAUAAUAACAUGAAAUUACCACUGGCUCUGGAUACCGCAGUAUUUUCCAACAGUCAUCAAGGACAAGUUCACGUAUCCUCUUUUGGGGGUGGACUGAAUUUGGUAUUGUUUUCAAUGUUCGAGUUAUUUUGACAAAACUACAUAUUCAAAUAAGGAUUCCCACUUUUUCCGGGUAUUCCGGGUCGCCAGUAUUAUAAUUGACGGGCUAAAAAACUAUCUAACGUUGGAUUAUUCAGAGAAAAAAAUUCUAUAUUGAAUUACACGAAGUUGCGUUAACCGAAUUAUUGUAUAUAAUAUUAAUUAGAUUGAAGAAGAAGACAGAAGAAGAAAUGUUUCAGAUACAGGAAAAAUGAAAAAAACUGAGCAUUUUUGCAAUAAUCAAAUGUAUAUUACUUGAUAGAUAAUUUUUAGCAGUUCAACAUGUUGAGAUAUCCUCAAAAUUCUAUCAAUAAGCCGGAGAAAAGAUUUAAAAAUUUGGCGUUGGCCAAAAAUUUCAAAAAGGUAAAUUUUAAUCGAAGUCAUUAACCAGGUUAGUAUUCGUUGUUAACGUCAAUUACUCAUUCCGAUGGCAUAUGGAAUUCAUCACCAGCAGGACACAAGAUUUCAUUUUUCGAGGGAGAGUAAUAAUAUAAGAUCGCUCAUCAGAAAUAGUAAAAACGCAUAGUAAUAAAUAAACGGGAAAUUGACAAUUUUCGGGGCAAUUCGUGUACGUACCAUUGAAGUACUUAAAUCAAAAAAAAGAUUGUAAGUAGUCAGAGGUUACAAACUCGAUGUAUUUUGUUAUUCUUGUAAACUGUAUUAAAUGCUAAAACAACUAUUA
Venturia canescens is the source of this 3648-nucleotide messenger RNA. RefSeq names its product monocarboxylate transporter 10-like protein kar (gene kar). NCBI's taxonomy places the organism in Eukaryota, Metazoa, Arthropoda, Insecta, Hymenoptera, Ichneumonidae. Gene Ontology annotation, biological process: transmembrane transport. The transcript is spliced from 10 exons. Bases 565 to 2247 code for a protein of 560 amino acids. Gene Ontology annotation, molecular function: monocarboxylic acid transmembrane transporter activity. The record is from RefSeq and is a predicted model, not a curated record. Gene Ontology annotation, cellular component: membrane.